Messenger RNA from Fukomys damarensis (Damara mole-rat), 2194 nucleotides. It is a transcript of the gene Pfn3, whose product is annotated as profilin 3. The record is from RefSeq and is a predicted model, not a curated record. Gene Ontology annotation, biological process: regulation of actin filament polymerization; actin cytoskeleton organization; positive regulation of actin filament bundle assembly. Bases 293 to 661 code for a protein of 122 amino acids. NCBI's taxonomy places the organism in Eukaryota, Metazoa, Chordata, Mammalia, Rodentia, Bathyergidae. Gene Ontology annotation, cellular component: cytoplasm. The transcript is spliced from 2 exons. Gene Ontology annotation, molecular function: actin binding.
AGCUAGGACAACAGGCAUACACCACCAAAUCCCCAGCCCCAACCCUAUUUUUUUAAAUCAGUGAUUUAAACUGAUUUUCUAGAGCCCUUUUGAAUGGUCCUUGAUUCCUUCCUAUAUGCUAACUUUAGAACUUCCCACGCAUAAAAAGCCAAAGCCCCCACAUUCUCCAGCCUAGGUAACCCUUCUAUGACAAUGUCCUGGUCUAGUCACAACCCCACCCCCGCAUACGUCACGGUGUCCCGGGUGUUCUUAGUUCGCCCAGCGGUAGGCGGAGGGGCGCACUCAUUGCGGGAUGGGCGACUGGAAGGGCUUCAUCAGUGCGGUGCUGCAGGACCAGCGCAUCGACGACGUGGCCGUUGUGGGCCACUCGAACAAUCGUUGCGUGUGGGCGUCGCGGCCGGGGGGCCUGCUGGCUGCCAUCUCCCCGCAGGAGGUGGACUUGCUCACAGGGCCCGACCGGCACACCUUCCUGCAGACUGGCCUGUGCUUGGCGGGCCGCCGCUGCUGUGUCAUCCGUGACGGGCUGGACGGGCGCUCCGUCUGCAUUGGCCGCACACCGCGCGCGCUCCUCGUGCUCAUGGGUCGGCGCGGCGUGCACGGGGGCAUGCUCAACAAGAAGAUGCACAAGCUGAUCCGCGGGCUGUGCUUACAGGGCAUAUAGCAUGACAGACAGGCCACCCACAGUGACAGCGGGACCAGAAUAAACUGUGAACUGGGCGUCGUGGGCUCAUCCUCUGGUUGUGCGUGGGGAGUUGGCAAAUCAGGAAACUGGUUUAUGGGAAGAUCCUUGCAGGACAGUGUUUCUGGUGUGCUGGGUUCUAAAUCUAGUCUGCUCAGCAAUCUCCUAUGUAUGCCUUGCAGAGAGGCCUCUGGUCAAGUUCUGCUUCUUAGCGCUUUCCUGGGAUCCUAGGGGAACCCUCCCCACCAGCUAAGGAAGAAUCAAAAGGUGGGAUCCUUGUCAAACUCCACCGCAGACCUUAGCUAUCUCUUACAGAAAUCUCCACGCACCUAGGCGGGACAGUGAAAAGAGUCCCCUCCCAUCCUGCCAGCGCUUUUCUCCCCAGGCACAAAACCAACUAAGGUGGUGGAGUCAGGGUUUCAAGCCUGAGGUCAGUGUACGGUCUUCCCUCAGUAGCCUUGCGGAUUGCUUCCAGGACACUCAGGACACUAAAAUCCCUGCAUAAAAAGCAUAGUAUUUUUUGUAUUUUAAGUCAUCUCUUCUGCCAUUGGUGGAAUCAGCAGGUGUAAAAUCCUUGGAUACAGAGAGCUGGCUGUACUCCUGCCCCGUCCACUUGGUGGAGCGCUGGUAUGGGCUGUGAAUAGUGGGAUCAGUUGCUUAGGGAGCAGUUCUGGGGGCUCCCAGGCACCUGCAUCUUCUCCCACAUGCCUCAAAGGAGGGCCUCCUGAGGGAGCAUGUCCAAAAGCAUCGAAACUGCCUCUGGGGUCCUACAGUCUUCCUCCUUCUUGGGGCUCAAAGGCCCCAGAGGAGUCCUUGGACAGGAGGGACAAACUUUGGCAUCCCUACCCCUUAAGCCUCACUCUUCAGGCCUCAGUUCCAGAGCAUUCUGUGAAAAGGAAGAACUGAAAAGCGUGGAUAGGUUUAAGUGAGGCCUGGGUGAUUGCUCAAUGAGAACAAAGGUGGGAGGCAAGGUGUUUGGUCUCUGCCUCUCUUGCUUGCCCCCACCUUCCUUGUCUCCUUCCUCCAGUGUACUUGACAAGGCCCCACGGGUUACUCAUUCUAGAGCACUGACUUAGCCCAGUCAGCAGGAGUGAGUGUGUGGCUGAGGCAGGUGGGUUCAGAGGAGGCACAGUCUGGUGGGGGGGUCAGGGCAUGGAUGGACAGAGAGCCCUACUUACCCUUGCCUUGUGGGGGGCCCCAGGCCCUAGGAUAGGCUUCCAGGGAGUUUAAACUGUGGACCCAGCUCAUGAAGGUGGGGCCAGGCAAAGUGUUGGGGUGAGUUCAAAGGGCUGCUGUUGCAGUGAGUGUUUGAGGGGAGAUGGUGCUGCUGAGCCCCAUGCUUUGAUUUUAUCUUCCCUUCCACAGACUCCAAGGAAAAAGACUUCCAAAUGCAUAAGGGCUUAAAAUGCCUUUCUUUUUUUCAUUGUGCAGGGUUGGGAAAGGGUUGCAGUGGUGGCACUGAGCCCUGAAUAAGGAUGAGAAUGCAUCACGGAGAAAGGAAGGUGGCAGGUAAGG